GUCCAACAUUUAGCGCGAAGUUUAAUACCAACCGGAAGCUGCACCGACGGGAGACUGGAGCAGCAGUUGCAUGUUAAACUGCUAUUAUAACUCUUCUAUGGCACUAACAUCCCUAUAUUUACUAUAAUAACUCGCUGGCAAUACUUCUCAGUUAACUCAGUGGCCUACAGGUAGUGCUUUAUAAAGUAAGAGCACAACAGGAGCACAGAGAUGAAGCAGUUGGAGCCGCCAGCUGUCUCUGGGUAACUAGCAGUGAGUUAGAGUUACAUACUAAUGUAACAACACUGUAGGAGAGGAGUCUCAACUCACAGCCACACCGAGGAAAUAAGGAAAAUGAGGAGGAGUCUGGCUCCCAGUCAGGUCGCUAAACGGAAAGGAGGAGAUUCCUGUGAAGAUGAGGACUGGACAUGUAGAUCUGAGAAAAGAAGAAAACGUGAUAAUGAGACGAAAGAAAGCCAUAUAUCCCCCUUCAGAAAGCCUCUGACACAGCUGAACCAUCGGCCUGCGUGUAUGGAUGGUGACAAACAUGAAGCAUUUAUUCGAAGUAUCCUCUCCAAGCCAUUUAAAAUUCCUAUUCCUAACUACACAGGCCCGCUGGGAAUCAGGGCACUUGGUCUAAAGCGUGCAGGAGUAAGGAAAGCACUUCACGAUCCCUUUGCAGAAGAUGCUUUGGUUCUUUAUGAGCCCCCAACUCUGAGCGCUCAUGACCUGAUCAAAGCUGACAAAGAGAAACUACCAGUCCAUGUUGUUGUGGAUCCAGUUUUAGGAAAAGUGCUCCGACCCCAUCAGAGAGAGGGUGUGAAGUUCCUGUGGGAGUGUGUGACGGGAAGACGCAUCUCAGAAUCGUACGGCUGCAUCAUGGCUGAUGAGAUGGGCCUGGGGAAGACUUUGCAGUGUAUCGCCCUCAUCUGGACCCUGCUACGCCAAAGCCCCGAUGCUAAGCCGGAGAUAGACAAGGUCAUUGUGGUUUCACCUUCCAGUCUGGUUCGCAACUGGUACAAUGAAGUAGGGAAGUGGCUGGGAGGACGCGUCUCACCGACGGCCAUCGACGGAGGUUCAAAGGACGAGAUCGAUAGAAAAUUAGUGAACUUCAUGUCUCAGCACGGUUUGAGAGUACCAACCCCGAUCCUCAUCAUUUCAUAUGAGACAUUUCGACUGCACGCCGGGGUUCUGCACAAGGGCAAAGUUGGACUGGUUAUCUGUGAUGAGGGUCAUCGGCUGAAGAACUCCGACAACCAGACAUACCAGGCCCUAAAUGCAAUGAGUGCCCAGAGGAGAGUGCUGAUAUCAGGCACUCCCAUCCAGAACGACCUGCUGGAGUACUUCAGCCUGGUCCAUUUUGUUAAUGCUGGGAUCCUUGGUACCGCCCAGGAGUUUAAAAAGCGAUUUGAGCUUCCCAUCCUCAAGGGUCGAGAUGCCGAUGCUAGUGAUAAAGACCGACAGACUGGAGAGGGGAAACUCAAGGAGCUGAUCAGCAUCGUCAACAGGUGCUUGAUAAGGAGAACAUCGGAUAUCUUGUCUAAAUAUCUUCCUGUGAAAAUCGAGCAGGUUGUGUGUUGCAGGCUGACUCCUCUGCAGUCGGAGCUCUAUAAGCACUUCCUGAGGCAGGCGAAACCCAUUGAGACAUUACAAGAGGGCAAAAUAGGUGUCUCCUCCCUGUCUUCCAUCACAUCACUCAAGAAACUCUGCAAUCACCCGGCUCUCAUCCAUGAGAAGUGUGUGGAGCGUGCGGAGGGCUUUGAGGGGGCGCUGGAUCUGUUUCCACCUGGCUACUGCACUAAAGCUGUGGAGCCUCAGCUCUCUGGGAAAAUGCUGGUUCUUGACUACAUUCUGGCAAUGACGAGGACUACAACUAGUGACAAGGUGGUGCUCGUCUCCAACUACACUCAAACACUGGACCUCUUUGAAAAGCUGUGCAGAUCUAGAAGAUACCUCUAUGUUCGACUGGAUGGCACAAUGUCCAUCAAGAAAAGGGCCAAGAUCGUAGAAAAAUUCAACAGUCCAUCUAGUCCAGAGUUCAUCUUCAUGCUGAGCAGCAAGGCAGGUGGAUGCGGCCUGAAUCUGAUUGGUGCUAAUCGCUUGGUGAUGUUCGAUCCUGACUGGAACCCAGCCAAUGACGAGCAGGCGAUGGCACGGGUGUGGAGAGACGGCCAGAAGAAGACCUGCUACAUCUACAGACUGCUCUCUACAGGGACGAUCGAGGAGAAGAUCCUGCAGAGGCAGGCCCACAAGAAAGCCCUGAGCAGCUGUGUGGUGGAUGAGGAACAGGACGUGGAGCGCCACUUCUCUCUGGGCGAACUCCGAGAACUCUUCAUUCUCAACGAGGAGACCACCAGCGACACACAUGACAGGUUUCGUUGUCGCCGCUGUGUGAAUGGCAGGGAGGUUCGGCCUCCUGCAGAUGACUCUGACUGUACCAGUGACCUUUCCCAGUGGAACCACUGCUUCGACAAGAAGGGCCUGAGGGACCAAGUGUUGAAAGCCUCAUGGGACGCCGCCGUCUCCUUCGUCUUCCACCAGCGUUCUCACGAGGACCAGAAGGGUGUCGUAUAGCAGGAGGAACUCAACAGACUUUCUAUCACACAAAUACUGUAUAUCCUGAUAUUUAUUUGUUAUUCUGUGUUUUUGUUGUAUUUUUUAUUAAAACUGAAAAAAGGUAAAGGAGAAUGAUUGGUUAUCUAUCCAUCAUGAAUGCAGUCACAUAAAUAUAAUUGCAUUUAACAGGAUUGGGGCAAAACAUGUUGACACUGGUACUGGAUUUGCCAGUUGUGACCUGUAUAUGUCGAACUGUGGGGCAGUGUGCCCAGCUCACUGUGUUGUGUGGAGGUAGAGGGGAACUGUCGUCUUCUUCUCAUCCGUCUGAUGUUUGAGGGUUUAGUUUGCCCAUCUGAAAGCAGCACAAUGCAGUACAUUCAAGUACGUCAUAGUAGCGACUGGUUGCGCCAUUGUAAGGAAGAAGCUCACAUGCUGGCUCUUCACACUCUCUAAUGCUGAUAUAUGAUUUUUAAAAUCAGAUGUAAAUGUUAAAGCCUGGUAGGAUUUUUCAUUUUUCAUUGCUACUGCAUCAGCUCAUCCAACACAGAUUGUUCAACAAUAGAAAGUACUACAAAACAAUUGUACCAUAACUGAUGGGCAGCAGCUGUCACAGGUAACAGGUCGUGCAUUAAUUGCAGGGUUUGUGUCCUCCUCCUGUCCGCAUGUCGAAGUGCCCUUGACACCCCAAGUUGCUUCUGUGUGUGAGUGUGAGUGUGUGAGAGGCAAAAUUGUAAAGCAUUUUGUCCAUCAAGGUAGAAAACUGCUAUAUAAGUGCAGCUCCAUUUAACAUCAUCAUCAGUGUCUCAAUAAAACCUUGAAAUGA
Molecule: messenger RNA, 3358 nt
Organism: Sebastes umbrosus (honeycomb rockfish)
Lineage: Eukaryota; Metazoa; Chordata; Actinopteri; Perciformes; Sebastidae
Gene: rad54l
Product: RAD54 like
Exons: 18
Coding region: 334-2553 (739 amino acids)
Biological process (GO): reciprocal meiotic recombination; double-strand break repair via synthesis-dependent strand annealing
Cellular component (GO): nucleus
Molecular function (GO): ATP binding; DNA translocase activity; ATP-dependent chromatin remodeler activity
Source: RefSeq, a predicted model, not a curated record